Pundamilia nyererei is the source of this 7641-nucleotide messenger RNA. It is a transcript of the gene prkcaa, whose product is annotated as protein kinase C, alpha, a. The coding region runs from base 212 to 2227 and encodes 671 amino acids. The transcript is spliced from 17 exons. Lineage: Eukaryota; Metazoa; Chordata; Actinopteri; Cichliformes; Cichlidae. Gene Ontology annotation, biological process: protein phosphorylation. Gene Ontology annotation, molecular function: diacylglycerol-dependent serine/threonine kinase activity; zinc ion binding; ATP binding. The record is from RefSeq and is a predicted model, not a curated record.
GUCCGCGUGCACCUCUGUCAGUGGAGCAACCCAGUGGUGUCGACAGGCAGGGAAAGCCCUCACUGACUGUAAGUACAGUGUCUCCGGUGAAGACCGCCGCUCCGCACUCUUCCGCCGCGACAUUGAGGGCUGCGCGUCUGAACGGACUGAAAACCACCCCGAGACAACAACGCAAAGCUGUUGCAUUGUAUCUUUUCGUUUUUAGGGGGACAUGGCUGAUGUAAGUUUGAACGAGUCGUCCUCCGCGGACGUCGCAAAUAGGUUUGCUCGGAAAGGUGCCCUGAGGCAAAAGAACGUCCACGAGGUCAAGAACCAUAAAUUCAUAGCCAGGUUCUUCAAGCAGCCGACUUUCUGCAGCCACUGCACGGACUUCAUCUGGGGGUUUGGAAAACAAGGAUUCCAGUGCCAAGUUUGCUGUUUUGUGGUCCACAAGAGAUGCCAUGAAUUUGUCACGUUCUCCUGCCCGGGGGCAGAUAAGGGGCCCGAUACAGAUGAUCCCAGAACUAAGCACAAGUUCAAGAUCCACACCUAUGGGAGCCCCACCUUCUGCGAUCACUGUGGCUCUCUGCUCUACGGCCUCAUUCACCAGGGCAUGAAGUGCGACUCCUGCGAUAUGAAUGUCCAUAAUCAGUGUGUUAUGAAUGUGCCCAGCCUGUGUGGAACUGAUUACACUGAAAGGAGGGGGCGUGUUUUUCUCAAGUGUGAGGUCAGCGGAGAUAAACUGCAGGUCACAGUGACUGAAGCCAGAAACCUCAUUCCCAUGGACCCCAACGGGCUGUCUGAUCCAUAUGUGAAGCUCAAGAUCGUACCAGAUCCCAAAAAUGAGACCAAGCAGAAGACCAAAACGAUCCGCUCCAGCCUCAACCCCAAAUGGAACGAGACGUUCACUUUCAAGCUGAGGAAUACAGAUAAAGACCGCAGACUAUCAGUAGAAGUGUGGGACUGGGAUCGGACCACGAGGAAUGACUUCAUGGGAGCCCUUUCCUUUGGCGUGUCAGAGCUCAUGAAGGCUCCAGUCUGUGGAUGGUAUAAGUUAUUGUGCCAGGAGGAGGGGGAGUACUACAAUGUUCCCAUCUCAGAGGAGGAUGAUGGUAAUGAGGAACUGAGGCAGAAAUUUGAGAAAGCCAAACUUGGUCCCACUAAGAAGGUGAUCACUGAGACUGAUGACAGCCACUCCAGCCAGCUCCCAUCAAACAGCCUGAACCAGGUCAAACUCAUCGACUUCAAUUUCCUAGCUGUGUUGGGGAAGGGAAGCUUUGGCAAGGUGAUGCUAGCAGAGAUGAAGACCACUGAGGAGCUGUAUGCUAUAAAGAUUCUGAAGAAGGAUGUGGUAAUCCAGGAUGAUGAUGUUGAAUGUACCAUGGUGGAGAAGAGAGUCCUGGCCCAGCAGGACAAACCGCCCUUCCUCACAUACCUCCACUCGUGCUUCCAGACAGUGGACCGCCUGUACUUUGUCAUGGAGUAUGUGAAUGGUGGAGACCUUAUGUACCAUAUCCAGCAAGUGGGCAAGUUCAAGGAACCUCAGGCAGUGUUCUAUGCAGCAGAGAUCGCUGUUGGUCUCUUCUUCCUGCACUGUAAAGGAAUCAUUUACAGGGAUCUGAAGUUGGACAACGUGAUGCUGGACUCUGAGGGACACAUUAAGAUUGCUGACUUUGGCAUGUGUAAAGAGAACAUGACAGAAGGAGUCAGCACGAGGACCUUCUGUGGCACUCCAGACUACAUAGCUCCAGAAAUCAUAGCAUAUCAGCCAUACGGUCGCUCUGUAGACUGGUGGGCAUAUGGAGUUCUGCUCUAUGAAAUGCUUGCAGGACAGCCUCCAUUUGAUGGUGAAGAUGAGGAUGAGUUGUUCCAGUCCAUUAUGGAGCACAAUGUGUCCUACCCCAAGUCGAUGUCCAAAGAAGCUGUCUCUAUCUGCAAAGGGUUGAUGACCAAACACCCAUCCAAACGUCUGGGCUGUGGCGCUGAGGGAGAGAGGGACAUCAGAGAACACGCCUUCUUCAGACGCAUCGAUUGGGAACGUCUCGAGAACAGAGAGAUACAGCCCCCCUUUAAGCCUAAAGUGUGCGGCAAAGGAGCAGAGAACUUUGACAAGUUCUUCACACGCACCCAGCCCCAGCUCACACCGCCAGAUGAGCUGGUUAUUGCCAACAUUGACCAGGCCGAGUUCGCAGGGUUCUCUUUCAUCAACCCCCAGUUUGUACACCCGUCGCUCAACAACAGCGAAUGAGAAGGAUGGGAAAACCUCUGUGAGGAACCUUUCUGCUCAUCGCUACCCAUUUAAACCAACCACCCACCUAACAUCUGACUACCAUUCAAUCCUAAUGUAUUGGUGUUAUUCCUAAGCAGGAUUCUAGGGCAUGCACAUUUUGCCAGUAUAUAUUUUGAAUUGGAGAGGCUGUAUUUGUCUACAAUUUAAGAAAUGUAUUUCUCUGCGUAUAAAUCUCAAUGGAUUGAAGUUAUAUUCUACAGAAAUAAUUGGCAGGUUGUAAAUUGUAUCUACUUGGAUAAUCACAGUAUGGAUAUUAUGUGAUAAUCUGAGAAACACUCGUUAGGCAGUGUAGAUGCUAUAGCCAAAUAUGAAGGAGAGGCGGUGCAGGCGUUUAAACAGCACCUUGUUGUUCAAUGUUUCCUGUAUAAUGUUUACAGUUUUUCUCUCCUUUGAUUUCAUGGUGGUGGUGUAAAAUGAAAUGUUUUUACAAAUUGAUUCUAGGCAGUCUCAACUUCCAGUGUGUGUGUAGCAAGCCAACUGAAGGAUUAACGGUGAGGUCCUAAAACAUAUGCAGCCUGUAAACUAUCAAAGUGUUGCGUCAUUUUGGCAACAAGUUCACUUGGCUUUACUGUUAUCAGCCACUUUGACCUGAUUGUGACAAAAAAUAAUAGUUUUAGCUCCCAAUCCCUUGUCCUUAUUAAGCUUCAGCUUGUAUACUUUCCUUGUGAAUGAUUUUGUGGACAGUAUGCGGACACACAAGUUUAACAGUGGCAGUCUUAUUAACCUACCUUGAAAUCAAACCGUUUACAGUUUGUCAUAGUCUAACACUUUUUAGAGUUAAUCACUGUUUUGUCCCAUGCUACACCCACAGAGCCUCACAUUGGUCUUAAAUGUUGUAACAGAGACUGUAAAGAAAUUUUCAGUUGCUGAACACAUAACAUUUUGUAUCAGUGUGCAUUAACCAUAAAAUGUUUUAUUGAAUAUGGUGUCAUCAGCUUAAAAGCUGAUAAAACACUGAAGUUCGAUACAGAAAUUUGAUAUCAAAUUUGAAAUCCUUUCCCGUUGCGUUGCUGUAAUGAGAACAAACUUGUCUUUCAUUUGGAGCCAUUAUUAGUUAAAUCAGUUUUUGUUUUGGGGGUUUUGUUUUUACUGUUUUUACAGAUUUGAUCUCACUCUCAUACCGUAUUUUUCCAUUAUAGCAGAAUAAUAUUUUAAUGUACUUAAAACUGGUGUGCAUCUGUAAAUAAUUGCAAGUUCUUUAAAAAGAAAAGAAAGUAUAGCAAGUUACAGUUUUAUACCAACACCUGAAUGUGCUUUUAUUACAUCAGUUAGAUAAGCCAAUAUUUGUAUGUUAAAAGCCCAGUACAGAUCAGCACUGUAACAGUUUCUUUAACAGAGUCCACAUUUAGAAAGUUGUGAAACAUUUGUUCUACUCUUUGUCUGAAUUAUAUAAAAUUCUUCUUUUAAAAAAAUAAUAAUUUUUGAGCGAUUUUGACUGCAAAUUGUGUGUUGAUUGGAUACACGUCUGGCUGUUGACCGUCCCUUCGUAUCUGCAUGCUGUUGGUAGGCAUCAUUCAUGCACGUGAUACAUUACGGUAAAUGCUGCAUGCUAAAAAAGUACGAAACUCCAAAGAAAAACAAUGUCACAGUAAUCAAAAUCGUGGUUUACAGUAAGUACAGAUCCACUUUAAUGUUUUUACUGGUUUCUUAAAGAAUGGUGACCGUGAUUAGCUUAACUACAUGCUGGCUAAAAAAAAUCCUACUGAUAGCACUUCACUCUUAAUGGAACAAGUUGUCAAAAUGUUAGUAGUAAUGUCUCAAUCUGCUCCUGCUUGCUCUGAUUCUGUAUGUGCUGUUUAGUACAAACUGUAUUUUUCUUUUUUUUUCUUUUUUUUACAAAAAUGCACUAUUUCCAUCUCAAUUCGCCCACACAGCUCCAAACAAACCCACAUUCAGCUUGUUUGUAGGUCUUGCCUUGUGAGUGUUAAACAAUCAAAAGAUUAGAUAGUAAAAACAACGCGCUCCUUUCUCCUCUCUUACACCUUUUCCUUUACCUCAAUCGAAAAUGUCAUGAAGUCAGGAAAAAAGGUUAAGGAUAAUCUGUAGGGACUUAGAGAAACAACAGUGGUGCUAGGAGAAUGUGACCUCCACUAGCAGUUCAUCUUAGAGAGACCACAUCUGAAGUAUGUGUAUAAAUGUGGAUAAACCAGUAAAAGGUGUUACUUCAUUACCAAGGUUGGAUUUGUUCAAUCCUACGAGUUUAACAUAUUGCUGAAAUUUCAAAACACAUAAUUGUAUUAGGAGGUUUAUGGACAACACAGCAAUGAUUUGCAAGUGGUCUGCAUCCCUUAGCAGCAAUGUUGAUUGUUAGCUUUCGAGAUUUCUUUAGUAAAGGAUUCUCUAGUGUAUGAUAUGCCAAAGUAGAAAAGAAAGGAAGCAAGGAGGCACUGAAAAACCUUUCCUUUGCAGUCAGAGAAUUCGACCAUCUGUUAUCGUGGUUGCUGUUUAAAUAACUGGUCAAAAGACAAUUUCACCAAAAACCAGAUUUAAGGUGGGCCGUUACACAUCCCUGCCGAUUAUUAUCGCUGCUUAACUGAGAAAACUAGUCAGCUGUCUCAGUCAUUCAGUGCAGAUAGAUUGGUGAUUGUGAAAACAAGCUACAAGAUCAACAGUGAUUUGCCAAAAGAAUGCAGAUCACAGGAUUUGAAUGCUAUCGAAUAGACAUUUAUUAUAGCAUAAAUGUAAAUACAUCUAGUAAUAGCAGAUAGACUUAAAUUGCUUUUUAAAUUCUUUCAUGAGACCUAGUCGCUGUCACAGGGCUUAGAUCAGUGCUGUCUUCUGUAGAAGCUUGAUAUACUGCAUAUAUAUUGUAUAGAUAUAUAUAUGCACGCGUAUACACUCCCCGUGCUCCUUUUGCCUUUACCUAAGAGAAUUUGGAACACAGAGUCCAGAUCUUUGGUGAGUUUUGGCUUAGACACUCUGAUAAUUGGUAGAUCAGUGGGGGGACCACACGCUCUCUAGUGUCUCAUGAAUGUUUAUUAUAAUCUUAAUGUUGUGUUGUUGUUGCUUUUUUUCCCUUUUUGGUUGUUUCUUUUUUUUUUUGCUCUCAUUUUUUUGUUGUCAGUUUUAUUUCUCUAGCAUCUGCACAAUUCAGGAAUGUUUCAAAGGAUAUAUCUCAGUAUCAUACUGCAAAGCUUAUAUCUAACUGACAUAGAUAGGAUGGAUAUUGUUUGAAUGUAAUUGAACUUAAUAUUUUGUCAGUAUUUUUGUCCGAUCUCUCCUAGUUUGUUUCCCAUCUUAUACGGACAUUUGCAUGUGCCAAACCUGGAAAACACCGGAAUUUGAAAAUUGCAGCGUCGCACUAGCUGCGGUCACCAAAACAACUUUGUUUGGCAGCUUCUAAAGGCAUACGCUGCUGUACAGUCAGUUGGCCACAUUACAGUAGCAUGCUAACACGAGUAUACAGUGCACAUUGUGUCAGUACACUUAACAAUGCCAGUCGGUUUGAUAAUCAACUUAUCCUGCACGUUGUUCCCUUUGGGCAGAACAUUUCAUUUGGUAGAGCGUUUGAUAUUCACAGUGAAUUUCAGAGAAAUGAGAGAAAAUAUUCCUUGUACAUACUCAGAGUUUGCUCAGCAGCAGUCUUGCCCUUGUCUAAACCUAACUUGCACCUCUGUAUGUGACAAGUGCUGACUUAAUAGCCUAGCUUCAUCCCUUUAAUAGAAUCUCUGUUGACUUGCUGUGUUUUCAAAAUGUCAAGUCACAGUCGGUGUGGGCAUAAAGAUUAUUCCUCCCUUGUGUGCCUUUCCCAGCUUGUACACCUAUACUGUACAUAUUCUUUUUACUCUUUGUCUACCGUGUUCUAACCUGAAGUCUCUUUUCCAUUUUUACUUCAUAUCACAACUCAGCGUCUCAGAUCUUAAUGUUAAAUGUGUUUUCAAACUAGGUAAUUAAUAAAAAUAAUAAUAAUAAUUCACACGAAUGUAAUUUUAAAGUUUUUUUUUUGUCACUGUCACAAUAACCUUUAACUGUCUAAAGAUUUUAAACUGGAUUCAUUCUUGCGUGUCUCCUACCUUUACCUCCCUGUGCCUAUUUAUGACUGUACAACAUGGCGAAUUAAUUAAUAUUCUGUAUCAAAAAUAUCAAAAGAUUACGCUUGUUGAUGGAUGAGUGAAGAAUGAACAGGUGAUGAAUUGGGUUAAGCCGAAAUGAAUGACAGGAGAGAUGAUAAUUGCUCGUUUUGAAGAACAACCCCCGUGCCUCAUCAUAUUGAACCGUCCCUCCUUUGUCCUCUCUUUGAAUCAAUCUGUAGUUCCUUCCUCAGUGCCUGGGCCAUGUAAAUCCAUUCCUCAUUGAUAGUGUCCCCCACCUUUUAGAUCCUAGGGUAGUGGUUAUUGUAUCACUUUGUGAGUCUGCACGUGUCAUCAAGACUAAAUGUGGUCCUGGGAACACCUACUCUAGUGGGAACUGCCACAAAAGCAGGUGAACACAGUAACAUCACAACUUUACAGGUGUGUAGUUGGGAUCAAACGCAGUUGUGGUCUAAACCAUAAGUUCCCAAAAAAGAUUAGAAGUAGGGGGGCAAGAGGCCCAGUGGCCCUGUCUGUUAUCACGCCCCUAUCAAACAGUCUUUUGUAUUGUAUAUGUAUUUGUAAAUCACCAUACGAAGAGUCGUAUUUGGUGUAUAAACUCACUACUUUCCUCUAUGGGGCUAGUCCUACAACUCCUUGGUGCUGCAGCUGGUUUGAUCCCAUCACAAGUUGGUCUCUAGUUUCUAGUUCACGCAAUUCACUCAACAGAGACGACAUCAGCCCAAGACUUUUCAGUUCUCUCUGGGUUUGACUAAUGCACCGCAGGAAAGAAAUUAGCCAAAAGUAUUUGUUCUUUUACAUUUUUUACAUGUCCUCAACUUUUUUUAAUUUAGUUAGGGUUAGGUUUAAAGCUAUGGUCAUACAGCUGUUUCAAGAUUUUAUUUUAAUUUAUAGAUUUUAAUUAGUAAUUCUGUCAGUCCUUUUCUGUGGAUGAAUCUGGUAUGACGUCUUCUUUGUAGUUAGUCAUCACUCUGCUGUUUCCUGCUCGAUUUGAAUUAAGAGAGUUUUAAGUAAACUAUCCUCUUGGCCAAUCAGAGCAUAAGAUCAUGUGCAAAAAUGCCUUAUAUCUUAAUCCACAGUGUAACCAGUUCUCCCACUUUCCUCUGUUCAGUUAUAAUCUCUGCACCCCUGUCCUGUACAUAAAUGACUUAAAUUAGAUAUCUACAUAGACUGUAAAAGAAAGAACAUAUUGUAUUUUGCAAAUGGUGUAUGUUUGUUAUUUUUUUUCCCUUGUCAGCCUGAAACCUUUAAAAUGAGUCUGAGCUACUUACCUUGUAAUUGAUUGUGUCAUUUGUACCUAAUGUAUGAUAAUGCAAAUAAAAAAAGAAAAAUGAGGUCCAU